AUGAAUAUUCGUGUCUUAGUGCUAAUGCUUUACCGGAUGAGUAACUAUCCACCCCCAGGCACUCCUUUCAAGUCCGUCGGCUUUUCCGAAUAUUGCGUGUUCAACGGCCGUGAGUUCAGGCGCAAAAGGGGGACGCAACAAUGGAUCGAAUCCGAGGAACUCGAAAGCAACUUGCCUACACUAGACCGUGCACUGCGCCUCUUGCUUAUCCAGGAGAAUCAAGCUGACGGCGAACCCCAGCAUUGGUCACUCUUUGUCGCCCGCGAAAACGAACCCGGCCCAGUUUACCAAGUCAAAGGAGAUGCUGAAUGCAUGAGUUAUCAACCUUCACCCGGCCCAACCAACAUCCUCCAGUCGGCGUCUUUCUCAAAUGCAUACAACCUUGCCGUCGUCACGGACAAACAGGCGCUCAUUGUAAAACAGGUGGCUGAGAAUGAACCCCCUCCGAGAGCAGUAAAUCGACAGGCUGUUGUGGAAAAUUGUCAAGGCUGGACCGUCCGAGUGAUUGCUAAACUUGUGGACAGAGGUAUUGUGGACAGUGCUAAGCUCGAGAUGGCUAGGUCCAUGGUCCAACCAAUCUGA
This is a messenger RNA of Histoplasma capsulatum G186AR, 582 nucleotides long. RefSeq lists its product as uncharacterized. The record is from RefSeq and is a predicted model, not a curated record. The coding region runs from base 1 to 582 and encodes 193 amino acids. The transcript has a single exon. Lineage: Eukaryota; Fungi; Ascomycota; Eurotiomycetes; Onygenales; Ajellomycetaceae.